Molecule: messenger RNA, 1772 nt
Organism: Lingula anatina
Lineage: Eukaryota; Metazoa; Brachiopoda; Lingulata; Lingulida; Lingulidae
Product: complement C1s subcomponent
Source: RefSeq, a predicted model, not a curated record
UUUGGCGUUAUCUACAUUUUCUUCCACGCAAGAAGCACCAGCAACAGAGACCCCAGAGAUUACACCUGUCGGUAUAGCCAUUUCCCCAACAACAGAACCAAAUUUGUCCUCUUUGCAAACAUCAUUGAAAACGACGGUCACUGCAAAUACCACAUCUGACAUCAUGACAGGUACCGAAUCUAGUUCUUUGAGAACUACCACAGCUUCGACUCGUAUAAAAAACACGAAGACUAGAACUGUCCUUAAAACAUCAGAGAGACCAGUCAUGUCAACUUCAAACUCCUAUUCUUCAGCCCGAGAAGCACUUGCAACAGAGACCCCGGAUAUGACGUCUGUCAGUAGGUCUAUAUUCGUUUCCCAAUCAACAGAACCGGUCGUGUCCUCUUUGCAAACCUCAACGAAAAUUACAGUUACUGCAACACUUAUAUCUGAUAUCGUAACAGACACCGCAUCUAGUUCUUUGGAAACUACUACAGCUUCGACUCAUGUAAAAAAUGCAAGGACUAAAACUGUUAUAAAAACGUCAGUGACACCAAUGAUGUCCAUUUCAAAGAGAGCUUCGUCAACAAUGUCAAGUUUGGCCUUAUCUUCAUUUUCUUCCACACAAGAAGCACCAUCAACAGAAACCCCAAAGAUGACGGCUGUCAGUACAGCCAUUUCCCCAUCAACACAACCAAACUUGUCCUCUUUGCAAACCUCAACGAAAACGACGGUCACUGCAACAACCACAUCUGACAUCAUGACAGGCACACAGUUUAGUACUUUGGAAACUUCUACAUCAUCUUCUCAUGUAAAGAACACGAUAACGAAUCCUACUACAACGGGAACUAUAAUUACUACCCAAGUUUCCACGAUUUCUGCUUCCUCUAAACGCCCAACAACAACAACAACAACAACAACAAAAACAUCAACGGUGACAAAAAGCACGACAAGAGAACCUUUGAGAGGGUGUUCAAAGGCGGAUAUAUCGGUAACAAAUGCCGAACCAGACAUCAAUAUGGCCGUGGUCCCAGCGGGUACCUUAGUACAAUUCUCGUGUGUUACCGGCCAAAUUUUUCAGUCUGGGUCAACUAGAAAGAAUGUCUGGUGUUUCAACACUGAGUGGCAGACACCGUCCGUAACAUGUGUCCCUAUAUCGUGUGGGUCCAUUUCUAAGGAAAACGCCGUCUUGUCACCAAACAGAACCGAAUACGUGUAUGGAGAUGAGAUUGAAGUCACUUGCGCAGUUGGGUAUUCUUAUCCAAACGGUAGCAAGAAAGCUGCAAUCAACUGCACUGAAAGUGGUGAUUUUAGCUACAGCACACUACAUGAAUGUGAAGUUGUUCGAUGUCCGUCACCGCCAAAUGUCACUUUGACUGUCAACAAUGCCAGCACAACGGGACCUAUGCCCUAUGGUACUGUCAUAGCCUACAACUGCACUGAGAACAGAACCUAUGCAGAUGGGAGUGAAUCUAGGUCGAUGUUUUGUGCAGACAACGGAAAGUGGAGCAAAGUUAUUUCAGGUUGUUUAGAACAAGCUGUAGUGGCACCAGUGCCCCGGAAGCGGAAACACAAUCCAGAACCUAAGGAAGCUACUGGUGCAAUUGGCAUUGGAGCAGUGGGCCUGAGCGUUGUGUGCGGGCUACUGGGUUGUAUUUUGGCUCUGGAUAUCAGCACCCUUGGGAAGCACCUUAGGCUUAUGAAAAGAAAUUUAGGGUUUAGAAUCCAGAGGAAAAAAGCUCACAGGCAGCCCAUGGAACUGAUUUAAUUUUAAUUGUAAAUCAUUGGAAAAU